Molecule: messenger RNA, 1138 nt
Organism: Cryptomeria japonica (Japanese cedar)
Lineage: Eukaryota; Viridiplantae; Streptophyta; Pinopsida; Cupressales; Cupressaceae
Product: probable LRR receptor-like serine/threonine-protein kinase At1g56130
Exons: 6
Coding region: 193-705 (170 amino acids)
Molecular function (GO): protein binding
Source: RefSeq, a predicted model, not a curated record
CAUUUGAGUAGACGUCUUACUUUUCAACCAUACGAUCAACCACGCUUACAAAUCUGAAUUCAUUUUCAUCUCAAUAUCUGCAAUAGAUUUCUCAUAAGGAAUUCAGUCCAUCCAAUUCAAGCACUGACGAGUUUAUAGAAGCUCUAAUAUGUUGGGAAGCCCUAAAACCCACCAUUAAUCUUGGCCCCAAUCAUGUCAAAAAUUGAAAUCCCAGCUUCAUCAGUUUGGUUUCUUUGCAUUGUUUACAGCAUUGAAAGUUUGCUACAGGCAACCCAAGCAAUAGCAGUCACAGAUCCUGUUGAAGUUGCUGCAGUAAGGUCACUUUCUGAGAAGUGGAGUAUUGGUUCAUCUGGAACAUGGAACCUCACAGAUCCAUGCUAUGGCGUGGCCAGUUCUACUGCAGAGGCAGGAAAUCCUGGCAUCAAGUGUGUCUGCACAUACAACAACGGAACCAUCUGCCAUGUUACACAAAUUCACAUAUCUGGGUUGGACAAAACAGGGCAGCUUUCAGAAGAAAUGGCUAAUCUGACUUACAUCUCCCAACUGAACUUGGGCCAGAAUAAUUUUAACGGUCGCAUUCCUGCUUUCUUGGGGAAACUCACCAACAUGCAAUAUUUGGCCCUUGGCAUUAAUAACUUUUCUGGUCCUGUACCUAAGGAACUUGGAAAUCUUCAAAAUCUGAUAGGAUUGGUUGCAGACAAUUAGGUGUUCUUUUCAUCAGCACGGCAAUAGGGAAAGGCUCAAAAUGUCGAAACACCGUGAUUCAUUGGGCUUGUGAGAUUUUUAAUGCAUUUUCAUGCAAGCGAUGGAGUUGCAGAAGCUCAAAUUUGGUGCUUAGUUGACUGCAAACUAUUUGGGUAUGAAAUAUAACACGCCAUUUACAUGCAAUUUUUAUGUCAACAAUGAAGUAUCAGACACAUGAGCAAAUGGAUCAUGAUUUCUUCAGUUUGAAGUUACAGAUGAUAAUGCCCAGUUGUCACGCAACAUUGCGUUAACUCUAUUGUUCGUCAAACUCCAAGUGCAUCUGUCCUCAUAAACAUGCAAUCUCAUUCUUCGUCUUUAAAAGAAGAAUUGAGCUCGUUUUCUAGGGGUUUGAGCAGAUUUUUUUGUGAAUCAAUUGUACAGACUUGUUUUUGCU